AUGACGAAUAGAUCUAACGCGAAGCGCAAAAGGAAGCAGCCGGCCAGGUACACCCCGGAAGAAGCCGGCCCCGUGCAAGACGGCGACUUCUACCCCCUCUUCCAGUACCAGCUUCCCGUCCCCCUCCACUAUCCCCGGCGACAGCACGCGGGCGACGCCUCCGAGACGCCUGCCCUCGACCCCGUGGCACUCCCGUUCAGCCCCAGCAGCGCGACGACCCCCGUGAGUUCGGUAGCUACACCAAGCGUAGCAUCCGAGGUCGGAGUCGCGCCCGACGCCUUCGCGACCCCGAGUACAGCAUCCAAAUACGAAGACGACAGUCUCACAACCUCGGUGGCCGGCGUGGCAAGACCGGUCAUCGUCUCUUCGUCGAUGCACCUCGACCCGCCAUGUCUCGUCCCCGGUCUCGGUCGCGACAAGGCUCGAUCACCGCGCCUCCACGGCGUUGGUGUCAGUGACGGAGCUUCUGAUGAACAUCUCCGUCCUCGCAGCACGGCAGCGGCGCCCACUCCGUCUCUGCGUCGCUGUUCCUCGACAGUCUGCACAGUCGAGAACUGCGCUUCGCUUCACAGGUGCGAGGACAGUCUCGGUCAUAUCGACACUGACGAAAAGCCUGAGGAAGCUGGGGACGCAAAGGAGCGCCGUGAGAUACUUGUCGCGCCUUUUCGGCGCAGGGGGUCGAGUGUGUCUUCGUCUUCCAAGCCCGUAACACAAGAGGGCCGCUACAGUACCGUCAGGGAUGUGGAAGACCCGUUCAUCGACACGUUUGAUGCGGCGGCUGGGCCAGGCACUUCGCUUUGCUAA
Molecule: messenger RNA, 804 nt
Organism: Verticillium nonalfalfae
Lineage: Eukaryota; Fungi; Ascomycota; Sordariomycetes; Glomerellales; Plectosphaerellaceae
Exons: 3
Coding region: 1-804 (267 amino acids)
Source: RefSeq, a predicted model, not a curated record